Aaosphaeria arxii CBS 175.79 is the source of this 792-nucleotide messenger RNA. RefSeq lists its product as uncharacterized. The record is from RefSeq and is a predicted model, not a curated record. NCBI's taxonomy places the organism in Eukaryota, Fungi, Ascomycota, Dothideomycetes, Pleosporales. Bases 160 to 681 code for a protein of 173 amino acids. The transcript has a single exon.
GAUACAAACAAGUAAAUUUAUGAAGAGUCUAAUAGCUGCCAGUGCUCCGACCUUUUCAGUCCCACGCCAGUCACUGGCAAACAUCCAUGCGAGCUGGGACCUGGAGUGCGACCUGAACCUACUGAGGUUCCAAUACUUCGAUUUUAAAGAAGGGAUACCAUGAACAAAGAAAUUUGGACGGAACAGAGGAAAAGAUACAUGGGGAAGUUGCAGUGUCGACGCCUUUUGAAGGCUGUUCAGAAAGCCAGUGUAGCACAGAUAUACAUUAAAGUAAGCUGCAAUACUACCUCGAGGUCCCGUUCACUUUACAUUUCUUUCAUUAUCCAACCUACUUGGCAAUAUCAUUUCAUCUGUGCUAUUCCAACGCAACGAUGCAAUCCUUCGUCGCAACGUUCAAGCGAUAUCAACCUCACACCGUCGUGCCUGUACCUCUUCCAUACCAACGCUCUCUGUUCUCAAAUCACCAACUUCAAUCACAUGCAACACGAGACCAUGCCCAGACAGAAUGCAGUAUAUGUCUCUAGUAGUCUUGGUGGCGUCAAGCUAAGAGUCCAACCUGGCCCGAUUGAGGAGCAAGCACUCCUUCUGAGCCUCUCGCCCGACCGUGCAAGGUGGAGAAGGACGCUGUGCAGCACUGUAGCCACCAAAGCCCUUCUUUCUGUCAUACCUACAUACUUGUGAGACGCACCCGUGGCCACACACACAGCAGUGGACGACUCUUCGCCACGCGCCUUCCCUUGUCUCUCCUCCAGCAAGAGGAUCAAAGUCACAACAAAAGUCUCCACUGUUUCU